Molecule: messenger RNA, 728 nt
Organism: Cynara cardunculus var. scolymus (artichoke)
Lineage: Eukaryota; Viridiplantae; Streptophyta; Magnoliopsida; Asterales; Asteraceae
Product: 3-oxoacyl-[acyl-carrier-protein] reductase FabG-like
Exons: 2
Coding region: 35-562 (175 amino acids)
Molecular function (GO): oxidoreductase activity
Source: RefSeq, a predicted model, not a curated record
GCUUAAACCGAUUCAUGAGCCUUGAUAGGUUUUGAUGAUUCAUUUGCUUUCAGGUAAUGUGAAGGGUUCGUUAGAGUUGUCUGAAGAAGAAUGGGAUAGCACGAUGAGAACAAACUUAACAGGAGCUUGGUUGGUGUCAAAGUAUGUUUCUAUACUUAUGCGUGAUGCGAAUCGAGGAGGAUCAAUUAUCAAUAUCUCGUCUAUUGUCGGUCUUGAUCGUGGACAACUACCUGGCGGUCUUGCUUAUGCCUGUUCAAAGACGGGUGUCGUCACAUUGACCAAGGUAAUGGCAAUGGAAUUGGGUACGUACAAGAUCAGGGUGAACUCCAUUAAUCCGGGGAUUUUUAAGUCUGAGAUCACAGACGGUCUAAUGAAAAAAGAUUGGCUUAACACCGUGGCUCAAAGAACCGUCCCUUUAAGAACAUUUGGCACUGCUGAUCCAGCCUUGACCAAACUAGCAAGGUAUCUCAUCCACGAAUUGUCUGAGUACGUUAGUGGCAAUGUGUUCAUUGUUGAUGCUGGUAACACCUUACCAGGUGUCCCCAUUUUUUCUUCACUUUAGAUCCCCACACAACGUCGAAUAAGAAUUUAAAGUAAAUUUAUGUGUCUCAAAAUGGAGAUUAUCUGUGAUUUGUAGUAGAUAAAUGUCUAGAAGACGUUCACGGGAAUUUGUCUUGAUCGUCAGAUAUCACUGAGAAAGAAAUAGAAAGAAGUGUUAUCACCUGCAA